Messenger RNA from Tetrahymena thermophila SB210, 4128 nucleotides. Its product is annotated as phospholipase d1. Gene Ontology annotation, cellular component: plasma membrane. The record is from RefSeq and is a predicted model, not a curated record. Gene Ontology annotation, biological process: phosphatidic acid biosynthetic process; intracellular signal transduction; phospholipid catabolic process. NCBI's taxonomy places the organism in Eukaryota, Ciliophora, Oligohymenophorea, Hymenostomatida, Tetrahymenidae. Gene Ontology annotation, molecular function: phosphatidylinositol binding; D-type glycerophospholipase activity. The transcript has 8 exons.
AUGUAAACGUAGCUAACGAAAGGAUUAAAGCCAUCAGAUUUAGAUACUAGUUACUAAAAUUCUAAUAAUGCAGGACUAGCUACUUCUUUUCAAACUAGCGCAGAUAUGAGAAUAACUGGGAUAGAUAAUGAGGCAGAUUAUAAGCCUCCAGUGAAUAUGCUAAAUGAUUUAAAUAAUUCAAGAAACUCAUAUGAAAAUUAAGCUUCAUCGACACCUGCCUCCCACAGGUUUCAAUUAAAUAAAUUAUAAACUCUCUAGGAUAGAAUUGAAAUUUAAAAGCUUAAAUAUAUGAAAUUUUCUGAACUUGCAGAUUCUCUUGAAAUAGAAUUAGAGAAUACCAAAGAAUAUUUUAAGCUAGCUGACCAGAAUAUUUAUUUUUUUAAUAUAACAUCAAAGAGAUAUUACGAUAAAGGAAAUGAGCGCUAGUGGUUGAUUAGAAGGAGAUAUCAGGAUUUAGUAUAAUUUGACUAUAAAGUAAGAAAGGAGUUAAAAAAAAAUAAACUUAAGAAGCAAAUGCCUGAUUUGCCAUUUAAGAAGGAACCCUAAAAUUAUAAAGCAAAAGACAUACUGAUUUUUUUAGAGUGUUAUUUGAAGGCUAUGAUUUAAUUAGAACAUGUUUGUAAGACUGUAGCACUUUGGGAAUUCAUAGAAUUAUCUGAUUAUACCUAUGAUGGUAUUGUUAAAGUAAAAGAAUCAUUCAUUAAAAAGCGUGCAGGUGGCCACUUUAAAAAAAGGAACUGCUUAGAUAGCUGUAUAAAUCCAUUUAAAUUAUGGAAAAAAAGAUAUAUAGUUAUUACCUCUGAAGCAAUUAUGUAUUCAAUAGGAAAUAGAGAGCCUAACUGUCAAACCAGAGAAAUGCUUUUGUUUGACCACAACUUUAGUCUAAAGUAUGGUAAAGCAUAUACUCAAAGAGAUCUAGGAAUUAUAUUAACAACUACAACCCGUCGCUUACAAUUAGAGGCAGAUGAUUUAUUUCAUUUUGUUGAUGUUAUUGCAGGUAUAAAAGAUGCAAUGAGACUUUCACCCUAUAUUGAGUUGCAUAGGUACGAUUCUUUUGCUCCUAUUAGAUAGAAAUCAUUUUGUUAAUGGUUUAUAGAUGGAGAAGGAUAUUUCUCCUAACUGUAUGAAAAAUUAUCUAAAGCUAGUCAUGAGGUUUUCAUAACUGAUUGGUGGCUAUCUCCUGAAAUGUACCUCUAAAGACCUGUAAAUUAAUACACGAAUUAAGAAACUCGUCUGGACAGAGUUUUAAAAAAAAUAGCUGAACGAGGUGUUAAAAUUUAUAUUAUUGUUUAUAGAGAACCGACUAUUGCUUUAAAUUUAAAUUCAAAUUACACUAAGUCAGCUUUAUGCUCUCUUCAUAAAAAUAUAAGAGUUAUGAGACAUCCCAGCACACUUAUACCUUUACUUUGGUCUCAUCAUGAGAAAAUGGUAGUGAUAGAUUAAAUUUAUGGUUUUUUAGGAGGCUUGGAUUUAUGUUAUGGUAGAUGGGAUUCUUAAUCUCACCCAUUAGUUGAUUAAAACUAAGCCAAAAUUUACUUUCCAGGUAUUGAUUAUUCUAAUGCUCGUAUUAGAGACUUUAGGGAUGUUAAGGAAAUAGACAAAUCAGAGAUAAGUAGAGAGACUUAGCCUAGAAUGCCUUGGCAUGAUAUCGCUAUGAUGGUAGCUGGUGAACCUGUGAAAGAUAUGGUAAGACAUUUUAUUUAAUACUGGAACUUCGCAAAAAUGGAUAUUUACAGCAAAAAUAACAACCAAUAAAUUGACCAUCUAGUGCCAGGAAUUGAAGACACUGAGAAUACAAAUAAGAUGAGUAAUGUUAUUAGCAACUAUUGGCAUAAGAUUCUCUCUAGAUUUAAAAAAAAUAAAAGAAAUGAUGGAGAAAGUCAAUCAAAGAGUAUUGAUUUUGAUAGAGCAGGGAGCUCAAUAAACUAAAUUGUAGAUUCAGUUAACGGAAUGAAGCGUUCAAAGACUAUCAAUAUAAAUAGAAAGGUUUAGGUGAAUAGAUUUUCUGCUUAUCUUGAUAAAAUCAAAGAAGAGCAAGAAGAAAAUCAAUAAAAUUAAACAAUCAUAGAGGAUGAUGACGAUAAAUCAUCUUACUCGAAAAAUAACACAAGCUUAAAUUAAACUUUUGAUAUGAAAAAGUAAAAUCUAGCUUUAAAAAAAGACGAAUUUAAUCUGACUAAAUAAGGCUUUGAAGAAAAAACUAUCCCAGAAGAUUUUAAAAAUAUAUUCGGUGAUGUUUCAAGUAUUGUAUAAAAACCAACUUGUUUAAUUAGUUAAAGAGAAACAGAUGUAAAAAAUAUAAGACCUAAAAAUAAUUCAAAUAUCGAAAUGAGCUUGAUUAAUGCAACAGCAUAAACAAAAUAGGAUAAAGCCUUAGAUACAACAGUUAAUUAGAAUCCAAAUGAAAGCAUGAUACUUCCAAAGUUGCUAGGCUAAACUUAUUAAUUUAAUUUGGGUAACGAUAAGACUAACAAUUCUAUACAUAAUCACUCUCAUGCUAAUUAAUUAAACACAAGUCAUAACAACAAUAAUACUUCUAUAAUUUUAAACAAUGUUUUUACCUCCAACAAAGAAGGAGGUGGAGAAUAAAAUAAUAUUGAUUAAAAUAUUUAAGAAUAGCUUAUUUAAAGCAGACGCUUAAGAAAAAGUGAAAUUAAAAAUAGAUAGACAAGAUCAACUUCUGUAAUAAUACCUGUAACUAUAAAUAAUAGAUAAACAUAUAAACCAUUCAGUUUAGAAUAUGAAGAUAUGCACGAGCUAAAUAAAUACAAUUUAUAUGUCCCAAUUGUAGAAAAACUGAAGAAAAACUACGAAGAAGCAGAUGAAUAAGAUUAAAAUUACUACAUUAUUUAUAAAAGUUAGAUUUAAAACCAUGAAUAAAGUACUUAAAAGAAUAGUGGAAUUGGAGCCAACUUUUUUAAUAUUUUCAAAACAAAGUCAAAAGUUGUACCUUAAAAUAAUAACGAGAAUGUUAAAAGAACCUUUUCAGAGUAGUCGGAUUAUUCUUUUAAUGCUUCUGCUGCCAAUUAUUCCAAGGAAGAAGAUGAUUCUUUAGAUAACAGCUUUGGGCUUUUUAAUAGAAAGAAAAAUUUUGAUCGACUCAAGCUUGAAAACAAUAAAUUUAAACAAAAUGGAACAUGCAUCUGUUAAAUGCUUAGAUCAAGCAGCAGCUGGUCGUUAGGUUUGCAGUAAAAAAAUCAUGAAAUGUCAAUUUAAUUAGCUUAUAUUGAUUUAAUUACUUCUUCUUCAAACUUCAUUUACAUAGAAAAUUAAUUCUUUAUUUCUUGUUCUGCAGGCCCUAAAGUAAAGAAUUUGAUAGCUCAAGCUCUUAUAGAGAGAAUAAAAAAAGCAGCAGAAAAAGGAGAAAACUUUAAGGUUGUUGUAGUUAUGCCUCUGCUUCCAGGAUUUGAAGGUGAAGUAAAUGAUUCAGGAUCUGCAGUUAUGAAAUGCUAACUCCACUGGGAAUAUGCUACUAUAAGUAGAGGGGGUUAAUCUAUUUUAGAAGAACUAAGGUCACAUCCUAAAAUAGAUGAUCCUUCUAAAUAUAUUUAAUUUUAUGGACUCCGCCAGCAUGAUAUUAUAGAUGGCAAGCCUGUAACAGAAAUUAUAUAUGUCCAUAGUAAGCUAAUGAUUGUUGAUGAUAAUUAUGUAAUUAUGGGAUCUGCGAAUAUAAAUGAUAGGAGUAUGCUUGGAACACGUGACUCUGAAAUAGCUAUGAUCGUAGAAGACACAGAUAAAGUGAUGUCAAAAUGGAAUAAAACUGUUAAAAAAGUUGGUAAAUUUAGUCAUAGCCUCAGAGUAGCUCUAUAUCAAGAGCAUUUUGGACUAAGUUAUGAUGAAGCAAGUGAUCCACUCUGCGAAACAACUGACAAUCUUAUAAUAUCUAGAUCUAAAUAAAAUACUCUCAUUUACAGACAAGUCUUUGCCUGCUAUCCAGAUGACAAAGUAGAAACCUUGAAUUAGCUAGAUGAUUUCCAGAAAUCUAAAAACCCAGAUUUUUAUUAUUAAUACAAAGAUAGUAUUAUAGGAAAUGCAGUUGAGCUACCUUUAGAUUUCCUCAAAAAAGAAAACCUUAAUUUUAACAUUUCCCAAAAAGAGUAUUUCGUUCCUGAUGAAAAUUUUACAUGA